Chelmon rostratus (copperband butterflyfish) is the source of this 1533-nucleotide messenger RNA. Its product is annotated as hippocampus abundant transcript 1 protein-like. Gene Ontology annotation, molecular function: transmembrane transporter activity. The coding region runs from base 1 to 1533 and encodes 510 amino acids. Gene Ontology annotation, cellular component: membrane. Gene Ontology annotation, biological process: transmembrane transport. The transcript is spliced from 12 exons. The record is from RefSeq and is a predicted model, not a curated record. Lineage: Eukaryota; Metazoa; Chordata; Actinopteri; Chaetodontiformes; Chaetodontidae.
AUGCCGGCGGAGCCGCCGGUGGGUACCGGCCGGGUGGUGCUGGUGAAGAAGAUCGUCAUGAAGGACGGAGCAGCGCUCCAGCAGGGUAUCGGCAGGCCCAGCGUCUACCAUGCAGUGGUGGUCAUCUUCCUGGAGUUCUUCGCCUGGGGAUUACUCACCACGCCCAUGCUCACUGUUUUACAUGAAACCUUUCCCCAGCACACCUUCCUGAUGAACGGACUCAUUCAGGGCGUGAAGGGUCUGCUGUCAUUCAUGUCUGCUCCUCUGAUUGGUGCGUUGUCGGACGUGUGGGGGAGGCGGUCCUUCCUGUUGGUCACUGUCUUCUUCACCUGCGCCCCGAUCCCUCUGAUGAGGCUCAGCCCCUGGUGGUACUUCGCCAUGAUCUCCAUGUCUGGAGCUUUCUCCGUCACCUUCUCAGUCAUCUUCGCCUACGUUGCUGAUGUCACGGACGAAAGGGAGAGGAGCACAGCAUACGGUCUGGUGUCGGCUACGUUCGCAGCCAGCCUGGUGACGAGUCCGGCCAUCGGGGCGUACCUGUCGGCCUGGUAUGGAGACAACCUGGUGGUCCUGGUGGCCACGCUGAUCGCUCUGGCCGACAUCUGCUUCAUCUUGCUGGCCAUGCCCGAAUCUCUGCCCGACAAGAUGAGGCUCAACACCUGGGGGGCGCCCAUAUCCUGGGAGCAGGCCGACCCCUUCACUUCUCUGAGGAAGGUGGGUCAGGACUCAACAGUCUUACUGAUCUGUAUCACUGUGUUCCUGUCUUACCUGCCGGAAGCCGGACAGUACUCCAGCUUCUUCCUCUACCUGAGACAGGUCAUAAACUUCUCCUCCACAACCAUCGCUAUUUUCAUCGGAGUGGUGGGCAUUCUGUCUAUCGUAGCACAGACUCUCUUCCUCACUCUGCUGAUGAGGACUCUGGGUAAUAAAAACACAGUUCUGUUGGGUUUGGGCUUCCAGAUCCUUCAGCUGGCCUGGUACGGCUUUGGAUCAGAGCCAUGGAUGAUGUGGGCGGCCGGUGCUGUAGCAGCCAUGUCCUCCAUCACCUUCCCAGCUGUCUCUGCUCUGGUGUCACAGUCCGCUGAUCCUGAUAAACAAGGUGUGGUCCAGGGGAUGAUAACAGGGAUCAGAGGCCUGUGUAAUGGUCUGGGUCCAGCUCUGUACGGAUUUAUCUUCUUCCUCUUCAACGUCGAGCUCAACACUAUGGACCCCAUCCAGGGAGACUUCAACAUUGACCCCCUGCCUCUGCACAGUCCCACCGAGCGAGCCCUCAUCCCCGGCCCGCCCUUCCUGUUGGGGGCGUGCACCGUGGUCGUUGCCUUCCUCGUCGCUCUCUUCAUCCCCGAGAAGCCCUCCUGCUCCUCCUCUUCCUCCCAGCUGUCCCUCAGCGACAAGCCCCACCCAGACAGCAAAGAGUCGAUGUCCUCGCUGGCUGGCGUCCACAUCAACACACCCCUCCCCGGCAGCGACGAAGAGGCCCCUCCCACCGCCAGCGACGAGGACUUUGAGCCGUUGCUGCAGGACAGUAUCGUUUGA